UGUCUGAGGUACUUAGUCUAUUGAACACUGUACAACAAUGAGUGUAGCUGGAGGCUUUACUAAACCGAGGCCAGCUACUGCUGAAGAUCAAGCUGUCGCUGACAAGGUUAAAGAUCAGUUUGUGACAAAGUCUGGGACACACCCCAGUAAAUUUAAGGUGCACAGUGUCAUUACCCAGGUUGUUGCUGGCAUGAAUUACUGGAUGGAGGUUGACGUUGGAAAUAACGCUUAUGUCCACCUUCAUGUGUAUGAACCUCUGCCUGGUGUAGAUGAUAAACCAAAGUUGGAGUCUUACAAGCUGAAUAAGAAAAAAGGAGAUAAACUCGGGGAUUGCUAAAUUGUAUUUGAGAGGACGCAGUGGAUGAUAUUCCGGGGAAUCCUUCUGUAUCCAACUCUGUCCUGUCGUCAUCAUCAUCAUCAUCAUCAUCAUCAUCAUCAUCAUCUCCCCUCUCUAUCGUUCUCUCCAAUCCCUUCCUCUUACCAUGGUGUCCCGGGAACUCCAAUAUAUAUCCGAUACGUCUCCUUGUAUUUUCAAUGUUAAUCCUUGAAUAAAAUCUUUUGUUGUUA
Molecule: messenger RNA, 567 nt
Organism: Rana temporaria (common frog)
Lineage: Eukaryota; Metazoa; Chordata; Amphibia; Anura; Ranidae
Product: leukocyte cysteine proteinase inhibitor 1-like
Exons: 3
Coding region: 38-337 (99 amino acids)
Cellular component (GO): cytosol
Molecular function (GO): cysteine-type endopeptidase inhibitor activity
Source: RefSeq, a predicted model, not a curated record